AUGCCCUGCUUCAAGGGUCUCGCCGUGAGUAUACACACUCCGGAUGGCCCGAUUUCCGAAUACUCGAUCCAACGUCAAUCUCGAGCUUCUCGCAUAGCUUGCUACAUUCCGGUACCCCCUCCAAAGCUACCUGACUCCGGAUCGGGCCGACCAGAACAGUCGACUUUCGCCAUCUCCAUCACACUCCUGAACCCCGGUCAAGAUGUCCCUUAUUCUGCUCCAAAACCGACAUCCGACAACCCCGCACCCAGGCCUAAAGUUGUUGGAGGACUUCCCGGCCCGACCGAAGAGCGGGGGCAAUACUCUAGUAUGGUGAUUCCCUACAAGCCGUUAACCAAUUCGCCAAACGAGACGGUCGCUGCAUACAUCUACUUCGACGGCCGACAGAAGGAGGAGGUGGCUACGCUCCUGCGGAGAGGCGAGGAGACUUGGGUCAACUCUCGAUGGGUUAGUGUCCCGGAAUCCGAGGGCGGCGGUCUGGCCGAACGGGAGUUCCUGUUCCGUGAGGUCGGACUGGAGAGAUGGUUGAAUGGUCUAGACCUGGAAGGCAAAGAUGCGGCGGCCAAGAUUGAGCGACGACGACAGAAGAUGGAAAAGCGUCGCCUGAAACGUGAAGAAAGCGGCGGUAUGGACACGGAUGCAAAGUCACGGAAGGAGAGAGACAUAAUGCGCUACGGAGAUAAUUCGAAAUCCCCCCUGGAAGAUGUCUCUGAUGACGAUAUGUCAUUCUCUGAUUCCGAUGAUGAUCCGAUCCCUGAGUCUGCAGGGCAGAUCAAGGUGGCACUGUUUCGUGUUCUGGCUUCUGGUCAGGUCAAACGGGGAGAGUACUCGCCUCAAUUCGAUGCGCACGAUGACGACGAUGAUGUCUCAGGCGGCAAUGACAACAAUAACUGCGCAUCGGACGCCAACGUUGACCACACCACGAGCUUUGCGAAGCCGAAAACACUCGACCCCAAGACAAUCAGUACGCAAACUGUGACGAGCAUUGAUGCAUCUGAUAAACCCUACGCUACCUUCACGUUCAUGUACCGCGGAGAGCGGCAACUUCAGAAGAUGGGGAUCCUCAAGGAUGCCAAGGCGCAGGAAACUCCUGGGUCUGUAAAGCGUCGGUCGAUACAACCAGAUUUUUCCAAUCUUGGCCCGCUCAAGCCUGGCGGCACCGUUGGCUUCCUGAAAUUCCGAGAGAGCACAGAAAACCAUAAGAGAGGAAAGAAGGGUAGCAAGACUGUUGGCGAUGAUGACAUGGAUAGUGAUGACGAUGACGAGAAUUCCAUCCUCGGUAAAGCAGACGCCGAAGAGGGCAAGGACGAUGAUGUCCAUCUGUCUCCGGAAGAUCUCAGGCAGCAGGGCGAGUUGGCGGAGAGCAUUCGUAAAAUUAAGCUCAAACGGCAGCACUCGUCGGCGUCGCUUGCCACUAAUACUCCUCCGACGGACACUGGAAGUCCUCGAGCGCCCGGAGAAUCAGCCCCGUCUUCUAAUCUUUCCACAACACCUCCCAUUGUACCGCCGUCAACUGCCGCUGCUGAAACUCCCAAGCCAGCGGCUAACGCGGUUGAUGGUCAAUUCAUCGGCAGCCCUCUAAAGAAACAGCGAGCUAGCGUAUCACAAGCGGAUGAAGAUGUGAUGCGUCGACGAAUGGAGUCAGGUUUGUCGCACGAGAUCAGUAACGAUAACCCUCCAAACCCCACUGGAACUACAGCGGCUAGUACGGGUGUAAACCAUCCACCGCAUGAUUCCAUGGCUACUGAGGAAGAAGAGCUAUAA
Messenger RNA from Aspergillus aculeatus ATCC 16872, 1764 nucleotides. RefSeq lists its product as uncharacterized. Bases 1 to 1764 code for a protein of 587 amino acids. The transcript has 3 exons. Lineage: Eukaryota; Fungi; Ascomycota; Eurotiomycetes; Eurotiales; Aspergillaceae. The record is from RefSeq and is a predicted model, not a curated record.